GUUCCGGAAAUUUCGCUUUUACUUAAAUUUCUUAUUUUUUUUAAUCUAAGAAAAUCGCCCCUUUUUAAUUCUCAUAAAAAUCAUUUUAUAUUCCUUCCGAAAUUUUAUAAAAAAGCACUUAGUUUCUAACAAAAGUCUCAAAACAAUGUAAAAAUAUACUUCUUUCUUAUAAAAAACCGAACAUUUUUUCCCUAUUUUUUUAUUACCAAUCAUAUCUAAUAUCACCCAAAAUUGCAGCUUUACAAACUUCGCUAAAAUGCACUCUUAUUUGGUGUUUUCGACCUUCAAAUAUCUUUAUUUUUACCAAACAAAACUCACAAUUUUUAUUUUUUUGGAAGUCUUUAUCAUCUUUUACUAUAUAAGGGUCUAUUUUACCAUCUUUGAUAUUAAAUGCAGCCAAUACUUGAUAUUAAGUCCUUGCACUCUUAAAUUAAUUAUCUAUUUCGUUUAAAAAAGAGGUUAUUAUAGCCCUUUAUUUCUAAUUGGAAUAUUAUAUAGGCUAGUUUAUUAUUCCAGAAAAAGAAGGAGGUGAUUUAUUUAAUACGGCUAUAUAAUAUUUACUUAAUGAGUCUUUUUAAUUGAACAAAGUACCAAAAAUUUAAGUAAUUUCCUUCUUUUUAGGAAUAAAAAGUACUCCAGAUGUUACCUUAUCUAGUCUAUGUACUACAGUAUAUUUCUAAUUAAAUUAAGACAAAUAAGUAGUGCCUAAAGUGACUAAAUUCUAUUUAACAUUUUAACCACCUUAGGUACUAAUACCAUUUUCUUUAUUUAAAAUAAUAAUAUUUUUAUCCUCAUAUAUUAUCAUUUAUUUAAAUAAUUUAACUUCUUGUUAGAUUUCUUAAUCAGAUUUAUCUUUUAAUAAAAUGUUUUGUUGUUAUUUUUAGGAUAUUUAUAUAGGAAAUUUUAUUAUAUCCCCUUAUUUUAAUAUAUAAUUAGCCUCUCGUAAAAUUUUUCCCUAUGUUUUUACGGUAAUUUGCUUUUUUCGA
This is a messenger RNA of Ichthyophthirius multifiliis, 986 nucleotides long. RefSeq lists its product as hypothetical. The annotation marks the transcript as partial. The transcript has a single exon. Lineage: Eukaryota; Ciliophora; Oligohymenophorea; Hymenostomatida. The record is from RefSeq and is a predicted model, not a curated record.